AUGUCUGCUAAUGACCAGUAUCAGACGCCAUUGGCGUCUCGCUAUGCCAGCAAUGAGAUGAAAACGAUAUUUUCUGCCCGCGAGCGAGCAUCAACAUGGCGCAAACUUUGGCUUUGGCUAGCAGAAGCUGAGAAGGAGCUGGGGAUCAAGCAGAUCAGUGAUGAGGCAAUUGAAGCGAUCAAGGCCAAUGUCACCGUGAGCGACGAGGCAUUCAAAGUUGCUGCUGUUGAAGAACGCCGCCGCAGACACGAUGUCAUGGCUCAUGUCUAUGCGUUGGAAAAAGAUGCUCCUGCGGCUGCAGGAGUUAUUCAUCUUGGUGCUACUUCGUGCUAUGAUAACGCUGACUUGAUCUUUAUCCGCGAUGCGCUUGACCUGAUUCUACCAAAACUUGCCAAAGUUAUCCACAACCUUGCGCAAUUCUCUCUUAAAUACAAAGAUCUCCCGGCUCUAGGCUUCACUCAUUACCAAGCCGCUCAGGCAAUUACCCUUGGUCGACGAGGCGCCCAAUGGCUUCAAGAUCUCGUUAUGGAUCUCGAGGACAUUGAGUAUGUAAGAGCUGGUCUUAAAUUCAGAGGAGCUCAGGGGACCACUGGAACUCAGGCUUCGUUUAUGGAGAUUUUCCAAAACGAUGCCUCUAAAAUUGACAAGUUGAACGAGAUCCUUUGCAAGAAAGCCGGAUUUUCCAGCUGCUAUGAUAUCUCUACUCAAACGUAUACUAGAAAAGUGGACCUGCGCAUUGCCAACGCCCUUGCAGCUCUCGGAGCAACCGCUGUCCGCAUUGCAACCGACCUUCGUCACCUCGCCCACGAUAAAGUCAUGGAAGAGCCUUUCGAGAAGGAUCAGAUUGGCUCAUCUGCCAUGGCUUACAAGCGCAACCCCAAUGCGGGUAUAGAAUCUGCAGCAUUGGCAGGAAAACUGAGCAACGUAUCGGCCAAUUUCUCCGAAACAUUCUCCGGCCAAUGGCUUGAGAGGACUCUGGAUGAUAGCGCUAUUCGGCGUAUUGAUAUCCCUGAGAUGUUCCUUAUGGCAGAUGCCAUUCUAAUCAGCCUUGAUAAUAUCACCAACGGCCUUGUGGUAUACCCCGCCAUUGUCAACUCUCAGCUGCGAGAGGAGUUGCCAUUUAUGGCUACCGAGAACAUAAUUAUGAAGCUGUGCAGCCAUGGAGUUUCCCGACAAGAAGCCCAUGAGGAGAUUCGUGUUCUUUCGCAUCAAGCCGCUCAUGUUGUUAAAAUGGAAGGCGGAAAGAAUGACCUGAUUGAGAGAAUCAAGAAGACUGAAUUCUUUAAACCAGUCUGGGAUGAGAUAGAUGGUCUCCUGGACACGAAGCUGUUUAUUGGCCGAUCUCCCGAGAUUGUCGAGAGAUAUGCGGGCGUAGGGGGGCCCGUCGAGAAGAAGUUAGAGCAGUAUAAGGAGUAUAUUAUGUCCACAGCUACAGCUGAGCUAUCUGUCUAG
Messenger RNA from Nannizzia gypsea CBS 118893, 1452 nucleotides. RefSeq names its product adenylosuccinate lyase. The transcript has 6 exons. Gene Ontology annotation, cellular component: cytosol. Gene Ontology annotation, molecular function: N6-(1,2-dicarboxyethyl)AMP AMP-lyase (fumarate-forming) activity; (S)-2-(5-amino-1-(5-phospho-D-ribosyl)imidazole-4-carboxamido) succinate lyase (fumarate-forming) activity. Gene Ontology annotation, biological process: 'de novo' AMP biosynthetic process. The record is from RefSeq and is a predicted model, not a curated record. Lineage: Eukaryota; Fungi; Ascomycota; Eurotiomycetes; Onygenales; Arthrodermataceae. The coding region runs from base 1 to 1452 and encodes 483 amino acids.